Messenger RNA from Ooceraea biroi (clonal raider ant), 10467 nucleotides. Its product is annotated as Myosin heavy chain-like. Gene Ontology annotation, cellular component: cytoplasm; myosin filament; myosin II complex. The record is from RefSeq and is a predicted model, not a curated record. Lineage: Eukaryota; Metazoa; Arthropoda; Insecta; Hymenoptera; Formicidae. Gene Ontology annotation, molecular function: actin filament binding; ATP binding; cytoskeletal motor activity. Gene Ontology annotation, biological process: actomyosin structure organization.
CGUUACAACGCGCAAGGUCGAUUUAGCAAUUCGAGCAGCGCGAGCUGAAGUAAAGCACUCGCUCUCCACUUCUUUUUCCUCCUCCUUCUUUCAAGAACCUGGAGUGGCCUCGAACGACCUUCCAUCAUGGAUUUCGCCGACGUUUUCGGCAAACUCUCUCACUGUCGGCGACAGUGAUCGUUCAUCGCGUACCACAUUCGUCACCAGCUCUUCGCUGAUCGCGCGGAAUUGAAGAUUCGUUAGAUUCUGAACGGACCAUUGUACUCUCGGGACAGCGGGACCGCAAGCGCGGGGAAAUAAUCGCGCCGCGUUACGUCAGACAGUAACGCUCAUUGAAAUCCGAUUGUUCGCUGCAAGUCACUUUGCCUUGUUUGUCGCAUAUAUUAUAUGCGCUCGCGCGGUCCGGCACGAGGGAUCCGGCCGUUUCGACCUACACUUUAAUUCCAGCUGUUCCACCUAUCUCCUCGUCGCUCCGUUCCCCAGUGCACACCGUAAAAAGGCGCAUAGCGCGAGUCGCUCCACGGAACAACGUACCCGCGAAGUACGGUCGUGCACCGUGAGAAACGCCAUUCGGUCGCGGCAGCUACUCCCCAUAGGAAACUUUCGAACCAUGCGGAGAAGCUUCGCGCAAUAAUGAUCCUCAAUUGAGAGAUCAAGAUGCGUAAUCUCGCAAUGAAAAAUUAUACCCGCAUCGAUGAUUGAUUAUCGAGAAACGGUGAUCGCGCCGCGGAUGAUGGUCACCCUGCGUUAGCGACAAUUAUUCAUGCCAGGUGCGUCUACUACGUCAUUCCGUGUUGCUGAUUCCAGUGACUCUAAUUGCUAACGCUUACGCGCGCACGGAAAUCAGUUCUCCUGCGGCCGUACGCUCGCGGUGUUUUUCUCAUUGCCGUCAUUACGUCGGCCGUUGCUUAAACCGCGCCGAGCCAUUGCGCGAGGAGCCCGAUCGGGCAGCCGGCCCGAAUCGCUCUUCCUUUUACGAUCUGGCCCUAGGGCUGCACUGUAUGUAAAUUUCCUCUACCUGCUUCUAAUUCGUCGAUAUCCGGCGUCCCACGCGUCGCGGGCAAAAUGUAACGAAGAAAUUGUCGUGUAGCAAUCCACCCACGUCGCGAUCGAUUCACGUCGUCCCUUCGCAUUCAGUCGAACAAUGACAACGGUGCGUCAUCGCUCCAGCGUUAUUCGAAACGUAGGACAGCGCAUUUAGAAAACUAAUUAUCUCGGGCCAAGGGCCUUGCGUCCUUCGAUGGUAUCGUCUUCUUCUACACUGACUGACUCUUUUGUAAGUCUAAUAUAAAUUUUGAGAAAAAAGAGCAGAAAAACAAAGAGAUAUUUUGCAGUUGCCUCACUCAGUUCUGGAUAUGUCUGACAUUUCAUCACAGCAUGCGAUUAACAAUUAUUGGUACAUCGAGAAUUCUGCCCAACGCGGUCAACACUGUUGCGCCAGCGAUAUUCGGAGCUAAACGCCGGCUUCGCAAUUAUAUCACACGUGUCUCUGUACGGACGCGUGUUGUGGCAAUGCCCCGUCCGUCGAGUAACUUGCUUUGGUUGGAUGCAGUCUCGCGUGUUACGGGUUUCUUAAAAUAGCAGCUCGGUGCUCCCUCGAAUCUUCACGAAUACACUUUCCUCAGCACGUGCCGAACACGGAGCAACGUCGUUUGUAGAUAUCGCACGUGACGAGUCUGCGAAUGUCUUCUCCUGGGACUCUCCUUGGAGGUUCCACCCUCGCGUCGCAACACUGCAAUCAUGCAAAACAGAGGCGGUGACAGCGGUGUGAUUCUUCUCGACAGGUUCGCGAUACGAGGCUCGAAUUAAAAAGCGAAGCAGAGGCUGUACUUCAGAGAAGUCUUGGGAAAAAUGCGCCUAUUAUGACAGGGCUCGCCGUGCAUGCUCAUUUUUGCGAAUUCAUGCUGUAAACUGAAACCGGACUGAGAGCCACUCGAAUAACACCUUCUCCGGGUCUCUACCAGCACUCUCCCUUCUCAGGAAACCUAUAUAUAAACGCUUCUACGUUAUUCCUUUUCCUCCGCUUUAAAGCACGAAGCUUUCGAAAGCGCGGGAGCUUCGCACGAGCAAAGGAUAGCUGCAUAUACUUAAAGCAAAUCAUUGAGUCAAGUAUUUCUCGGAAAUGACUCUCGAUUGCGCGCUCGCGUUACGCUACCAUGGCUUGAGUGCCGUGGCCUCUCAAGAGGAAGCUUGCGCACCAUUUAAUUCCAGAUAAUGGAUGCGUUUAUGUCAUUAGCUUUGAAUUUGAUUAAUGUGAAGGAAAGGUUUGGGCCGAAUAGACGCGCGCAUUGAAACUGGAGUUCUAGUCAAUCGCAAAUGGUAAAAUAAAUCUGAAAUUACGACUUUAGAUUCUACUUUGUUAAAGUACAUCCAGUUACGGAUGUACUUUAUCUAUUUCUGCUCGAAGCAGCACAGCACAGCAUUCAGCUAGGACACUUGGAGUUCCUAGCUCGUCAAGAUCUCCGAAAAAUCCAGUCUUCCCUCCGCGAAUCGCAUCAUUGAUUCGCGAUCGCUGCGGAAACGGAUCGGCCUACUGGCCGAGUGUUCGCCGUCUGCAUAAAUCGCACUGGAAGGACGCCGAAGUAACCGAACGAACGUAUGGUCGGCCGAUCGACCAUUGAGGGACAGAGAGGGGACACCUGCGUGAUGGGAACGAGUGACGAGGACGGAGGACGGUACAUGGGGAGCGCGCGGGAGAAUUACGUUUCGUGAUGGAGAGAAAGAACUCCCGGGCGGCUCUCGUGGGCACACGCCUCUCUCGUUCUCCUCAGCUCUCCUCGACGAAAGAGAGACCUGUCUCCGUCUCGAAGCACCAGCGUUGCCUCAGUCGGCACUCGCGGGAGACCCGUGAUGCUCCUCGUGAUCGAGUCCUGCCCUCGUGAUCGUCGUCGCCGCCGCCGCCGUCCCGAACCAUGAGAGGAACUCGCGGAGGAAGUCGCGUCUCGGCUUUCGCGGAUGCAAGCCACUCGCUGAAACGCUCCGCGAGGAAAAUCGGGGGAACCGUGCCGGAAAAUCUGUAGAACGCGCGCAAUGACAUUUGCGUCUUUGUAAAUCGAACGGUCAAGUUUGACGACUGCCAGUAUUUGCUCGAUUACCGCUUUCGUUCGAUCAAAUCACAAGUGAAAAAAGUGAUUGGGUGUUCUCCGAUGAAGAGAAAAUUAAUAGAGUUUAUCUAUAUACGUAGAGUCUAAUCUCUACUUUUCUACGUCAGGAAGUUAUCGAAAGAGGAAGUUUUGAUAACAAAAGUAAAACACGGAUUUACAAAUGACAAGGGGAUCAAGUGAGACGUUACGCUGCGCAGUAUUACAAUCUAAAGUGAAUCCGGCUGGAAAUCUAGCAGUGUCGCAAUUAUUAGGUGUCUCGAAACAAAGAAAUAAUUCAUGACACGACGCUAUCGCACUAGGAUGCUUUAAUGAAGAAACUUACGGCUUCCGGUGAUCGGUGAAGAAUUCCAUACGUGUGAAUUCACAAGCUAACUUAGGAAAGUCAGAAGAGAGAGAAGCCACGCUAGUUUAGCGCUAAUUGCGUUGAGAAAGUGACAACGCGAAAUUCGUUUCCCUGAAGUGCGACCGAUGCUGAAGAUGCCGCGCGGCAGGGAUCAAGUCGACAAUAUGUCGCUCGCCGCGCAUCAUCUGCUUCACAGAUCCUGCAGAGGUAAGGCCCAUGCCAGCGGGAUAGCCAAACAGAACAGUCAUCGAGGAAUGUCCACGCAAAAGUCCCCGAGAUCUCCGCUGCGGGAUCGUCAUCCCUCGAGGCAACACGAGCCGUACGUUCCGAGCAACGGCGUUACUCCCAGACUCGACAGGAAGCACAGCAGAAAUAGCACGAGCUCAUGGGAAUGCAGCGACAGCGAUAGUAUGCACUCAUCCGAGAUCGGGCAGAACGGCUGCGUGGAAAAUCGAACGAUUAAUCGCGAUCGAGCGUCGAGCGGGAAAUCCGAUGCCAAAGAAAGGAUCCGAGGAUCCCACGGAAGCAAUCAGAGUUCGCCGUUACCGCGAGCCGCAAGAAACUUCAGAAAGGAAAGCUGGGCGGAUACUCUGCGCGCAGGAUGUGCGAAUGAUAAGAUCAAGAAAAUGGAAAGGGGCUGGGAUGACAGUAAUGUCAUCAGGACACCGAAGGAACGCAAGUGGCACAGAAUCACAGCGGAGAUAGAGCAAAGGGUACCGAACCCGGACAAUGGUCUUCGAAUGUACGGCUUGAAGAGCAGUUGGGCGAAUAACUCGAAGAAGAUAUUGAAGCGAAGUCGACCAGGUCACCAAAGAUGCGCGAAACCGAUUCAGGACAUUAUUGAGUGGGAAGAGUUGUUCGAGUUGGCCCUGGCCAGGAAGAUAAGGCGGAAAAUACGGGGAAAAGGGAACGGGACGAAGAUGGUGAAGAGUAUGAAGAAUGGUGGGGAAAGUCACGCAAAGGACGAAGAGGAGUGCAUGAAGCGACUCGAGGUUCUCCUGGAAAAUAGAGUGACGCCGCAAAUCGACGAGGCGCGAUCAGAAGAGCAUCUAGCGCAAGAACAAGCAUGGUUAACUUCCGAGAAGGUCUGGUUACUGCACCGCGGAGGCUUUACUCCCGCCACAAGAUGUGGUUCCGCCGAUCCGGACACAGGGAAGCUGAGGAUCCGCCUGACCACUUCUGGAGAGGAGUUGCUCGUAGACGAGGAAGAUGUCGAAAAGGCAAACCCACCCCAGUUCGACAAAGCCGAAGAGCUCCCUCAGUUGCGGUUCCUGAACGAAUCGUCCGUUCUCCACACGUUGAGGCAACGUUACGCCAGUAACUUGAUACACACGUAUGCAGGAGACAGCAUGAUCGUUAUCAAUCCGGUUGCACCAUUGGCGAUUUACUCUGAAAAGGUUGCGCACAUGUUCCGAGGUUGCAAGAGCGAGGACAUGCCGCCGCAUAUCUAUGCAAUAGCACAGUCGGCUUACAGAGGAAUGCUGGCGACACGCAGGGACCAUUCUCUGGUUUUCCUCGGGCGUAGUGGAGCGGGGAAAACUACAAACUUCAAGCACGCUCUUCAUUAUCUCGUGCUGGCUGCCGGCACGGUUAACAAGAUCCUAACGAUCGAGAAGCUGAACGCGUUGUUCACCGUCCUGGAAGCCUUCGGAAACAGCAGGACGCAUAUGAAUUCGAACGCGACGCGUUUCACGCAGCUCUUCAGCCUCGACUUCGACCAAUCGGGUCAGAUCGCAUCGGCCUCUCUACAAGUGCUGCUCUUGGAGAAGUCGAGGAUAGGUCGACGGGCGAACGGCGACCCGACCUUCCAUGCCGUUUACCGUCUGCUAGCGGGCGCGGAAGGUGCGUUGAGGAAAGAAUUACACCUAACGAAUCUAGUCGCCGAGAACAACCUCUUCGUGACGCCCCUGCAGAAGCAUGAAGACAAGCAACGGGCGAUGGUGGAGUUCAACCGUAUCGUCGCCGCGUUCAGGAUACUCGGCGUCUCCGAGGCCGACGAGAAAGUCAUCUGGCUGGUCCUGGCUGGUAUUUAUCACUUGAGCUGUGCCGGUGCUGUGAAAGCCGGCACCAGCUCGCAGAGCAGAUGGCAAUUCGCGAGGGUCGAGUGCGCGGAAAAAGCCGCCAAUCUGCUGGGCACCACCGUCGAGGAGUUGAGUCGAGUGGUGUUCUCUUCCAACGGAGGCGGUGCUGGCACACCAAGCACUCCGAGACCGGCACUGAGAACUCCUAGCCCGACGGAACAGGGCAAGGAUGUGACCGGUCUCGACGCGCUGGAAGGUCUGCUGGUCGGACUCUAUUCGGAGGUCUUCCAUUGUGUCGCGGCGCUUAUUAACAAAUCCAUAUCAUCCGCUGUACAUACAGUCUCAUCUCUGCUGCUAUGUGAUUCGCCAGGUUUUCAAAACCCUGCUUCGUGCGGCCGACAAACCGGUGCAACCUUCGAAGAUCUUUGCCACAAUUAUCUGCAGGAACGUCUGCAAUUACUGUUUCACCACACUACGUUGGUAGCCCCAAAGGAUAGAUACGUUCAGGAAGGCAUCGAUGUGGACUACGAGGAUGAUUACGACGAGGAUGGCAUCGGGUCGCCUCAAGGUUUGGUCUCCCUUCUGGAUCGCGGAAGCUCGCAAAGCGCGACGAUGCUGCGAACUAGUCAAAGCGAUCUUAGCGGCAGCAGGCAGAUGGAACGAAAGGGAUUACUCUGGCUGUUAGACGAGGAGACCGUGUGUCCCGGUGGUAGCGAUGAAACCUUCCUGGAUCGCUUGUUCUCUCAUUACGGAGACCGAGAUCACCAAAUGCUGCUGCGAAAAGCGCCGGGUAACAAUCAAUUCGUCUUACAACACUUGUUGGGAACGAAUCCGGUACUCUACACCGCGACCGGUUGGUUGAAAGCCACCCGCGAGAAUCCCGUCGCCAAGAGUGCCAUCACGAUCCUUCAAGAGAGCACAAGAGAACACGUAAGCAUGUUGUUCGUAAGCGCUCGAGGUGCCGGUGUUUCCGGUGCUUUGUGCAGCUCCAUGCCGGGACUGGAGGGCUCGCAAUCCCUGAGGCGAGCCUCGAGCAUACGAAGGACAUUCACGGCCGUAAAACGGAAGAACGUUUGCCUGCAAGUGAAAUUCACCGUAGACGGCCUCGUGGAGACAUUACGAAGAACUCGCGUGAAGUUUGUGCACUGCCUUCUGCCUCAGCAUAACGCCGGUUGCACUGACAAUAAGAGCCUGCUAUCAGUGAAAUCGAAUCAGAGCGAGGACAGCGUCAUUAAUGUGCCUCUUCUGCGAUCACAGAUUCGCGGUAGCCAGAUAAUAGACGCUAUCCGCCUACACAAGGUUGGAUUCCCGAAGCACAUGGGCCUAGGUGAAUUUAGACGUCGAUUCGGACUACUAUCAAGCGACGUAAACGCUCGUCCCGGAAGUCCCGUGACUGAUGAACGUCGUGCCGUGGAAGAUAUGCUGCUCACCGUGGACGUCGACCCUGCAUCCUAUCGAGUCGGUCAAAGUCAGAUAUUCUUCAGAUCAGGCACUCUGGAACGACUGGAAGCUCAGAGAGACGAAAAGCUCACUGGCCACAUCAUUCUGCUACAGGCGAGAUGCAGAGGCUAUCUGGCCCGCCGCAAACUCAAUACUUUGAAACUGCAAGAUCUUGCAGUGCGAUGCAUCCAGAGGAACGUGAGGAAGCUAAUGUCUGUGCGAGAAUGGCCUUGGUGGAGACUGUACGUGAAAGUCGCGCCCUUGUUGAACGUUCAUCGUACCGAAGAUCAGCUAAAGGCGCGAACGGAAGAGCUCGAGCUGCUCAGGGCAAAAGUGGAACGUCUGGAACAGGAGCGCAAUCACCUGAAGCACGACAACGACAAGCUGGAGGCGAAGCUGAGCGAGAUGACCGCGGAUUACGCGGAGGAGCACUCCACAUCGACGCUAGCGGCGGAAAGAAUCGAUGCCGAGACUUCGGAGCGACUGCGACUCGAACGAGAGUUGCAGGACGUGACCGAGGCCAAUAAAAAUCUUCAGCAGACGACCGAACGGCUGGAAAUGGAAUUGCUCUACGCGCGGGCUGCAGAUUUAAACGGAGUGGCCUCUGAUGGCGAAGAGGGUGAGGAUGGCGGUGUCUAUAGGCAACGAUACGAGCACGCCAUCCGGGAACUCGAAUUCACGAAGAGGAAAAUGGCACAACAACACGAAGACGAUCUGGAGCAGCUGGUGGGACUGAAAAAGCAAUUGGAGAAGAAGCUGGCUGACGCUUAUGAAGAAGUGGAGGAGCAACGGCAAGUCGUCGGGCAGUGGAAGCGACGAGUGCAGAAACUGAACGGCGAGAUGCACGAUCUCAGAUUACUGUUGGAGGAACAGACCGCCAGGAACAAUCUUCUCGAGAAGAAACAGCGCAAAUUCGAUUCGGAGACUCAAAACUUGAUGAACGACCUCAGGCAAGAGAAAGCACAGCGGGAAAGAUUAGCGCGGGAAAAGGAGAUUGCGAUCGCGGAAAAGUUCACAGUGGAGCAGAAUCUGAGCGAUGCAAGACUGGAGAUUGAGCUGAAAGAAGAGAGGCUUCGCACGCUGACCCAAGAAUUAGAGGAGCUCACUUUCGGCGGCAAAACGGAAGAGGAAGUCGCGCAGCUGAAAAAGGCCAAGCACGAGCUGGAAAAACGCGCGAAGGACCAAGAGGAGGAGCUCGAUGAUCUGGCGGGUCAGGUGCAGCUGCUCGAGCAGGCGAAGCUCAGGCUAGAGAUGAGCAUCGAACAACAACGCAAGGAGAUGCGUAAGGAAAUGCAACAGCGCGACGAGGAGCUAGAAGACGUUCGCGGAAACGCACACAAGAAAGUCAAAGCUCUCGAGUCGCAGUUGGAGAACGAACACGAGGAGAGAACGAUCCUUCUAAGGGAAAAACACGAAUUGGAACGUCGUUUGGUGGCCCUGGAGGAACAAGACCGAGCCGACCGCGCGGCGGAAGCUGAGACCAUGCAGAGGCUGAAGAGAGAUCUGAAGAGAACGAAGGCGUUACUCAGGGAUGCACAAACGAUGCUCGAGAGAUCCAAAGGCGAUUCGACGGGCAAAGCCGCGUUACGUCAAUUGAAGAAUCAAUUGGAGGACGCGGAAUGCGCUCGCGCGGCGGCAAUUAAAGCGAAACAGGCGUUGGAACAGGAACUGAAUGAGACGCAGGCGAGUCUGGAAGAAGCUAUGCGACAACGUUCCGAGGCGGAAGAAAAAGCGAACGCGGCCAAUCGUGAACGCUCAGAGCUGCUGUCUCAAUUAGAAGAGAAUGAAGAAGAGCUUGCUGAGGUUUUAAAGAAAUAUCGAGCCGCCGUGCAACAAGUCUCUGCCGAGCAAGGCCAGCUGCAAGAGGCGCAGGUGCAGAUCGCCGCGCUUGAGGCGGAGAAGUCGUCGCUGAAGGACCAAUUGGCGGAAUUAACGCAGCGACUAGAAUCAGUAGAGCAACUCGGUGAUCCCACAGCGAACAGCCUCGCCACAAGACGCUUGGAGUUCCGAGCCAAGGAACUUGAAAGCAAAUUGGAACUGGAACAAACUACGAGAGCCCGUUUAGAGACGCAAAUAGCACGACUGAAGGAGAGCGUCGACAAGUUACAGACUGAGUCAGCCUUACUCAGAACGAAGGAGCAAACUGCCCAGGACGCGGCAAGACGACUGCAACGAUCCUUGCGCGAUGCGCGUGAUGAGGCUAGCUCGGCGAUUUCGCGCGAGCAGGAGGCUAUGCGUGCUCGUCGCGACAUAGAAAAGUCACUGGAAGCCGCGGAGGGUGAGACCAAGGUUGCCAGAGACGACCUAAGACUGGCGCUUCAGAGGAUCGACGACUUGCAGAGCGCGAUUCAAGGCGAGCUCGAUUUGGAUUGCAGCGAGGAAGCCACCAGCGAGAACAGUGAUAGUGAUUGAUCCGAGCCAUCAUCGGACCUCGAGUCCGAUCACAACGACGAAGGCAUGACUGAACCGGGAUCAAUGGACCAGAUCGCGGAUGGACUUCCGCGCGCCGAGACAUCGAACAAAACGUGAAUCGUACAAUUGGUUGGACCCACCUGUAUUUAACGUAUUGAACGAACGGAAAGUGAUGAGCUAGAAUCAUAGUACGGAGAGAUGAAAGACUGGCGAAGAAGGGUGCGGUAUCAGCUCGCGUUCGGAAAUCAAUUUUCAUUUUAUGCUAAGCGAAGAAUGCUGCCAAGACAGUUCUUUUUCUUAUUGUAAGGAAUAAAAUCAUUACGAAUCGGGCUAGCGCGGAAGCUAGUCGGAGACGAAAUCAAACUUGCGACGUAAAGUUCGUACUGUGGAUUUAAGCUGCGAGGUCACUAAGCUAAUCAACCGUGUGGCCACUCUUUGCGAGCGACGAUAAAAAACUUGUUAGGUGCUAUGUAUAAUUACCAGAAAAUCUCGAUGUCGUGGCCAAGUUUUAUGCACGCCGCGUCUGGUCGCGCAUCCGCGGUGCUAUUAUCGUGUCCGUUUCUUUAGAUCCGUCGGUCGCAACGACGUUGUCCUUUUCCAGUCUUCCACAGGAAUUCGAGCCAUUUUCUCGCGAAUGCGAAUAUCGAUGGGAAUUGCACGAGCAGUGCUGUCGAACGAAAGUCAAAUGAGAGAAAUUAUUAUACGUGCAAGCAUAAACGAACAAACCUUCGUGUUUCCUCUUUAUUUGCAGAGAAACGCAAAUAAAGUAGCAAAUAAAAUAAACGAAUGUUUUGCAAUCGAAGCUUUAUGCCUAUGUUUAACAUCCAGCCAGAAAACUUCAAGUUUUGCAACUCGUACUCGUACUUUUGUUCGACGGACAUGCCUCGCGCGCGUAUUUUCUCACGUGAAAUUAGCUCGAGAGUAAUAUUCUACGUAGGAAAGGACACGCUGCGCUUUUUGUCCAUGCGAUUUAUUGCCUUCAAGGUUCGAUUACGUUUUACAUUUGUAUAAAGAGAACGGUAAAGAGGAAAGGGAAGCAUGACAGGAACGAGGAGUGCGUGCCACGACUCGAAUUGGCGUUUUGGUUUCGUGUAAGAACACUCGUGUAACUUAUUGCUUUGUAAAAUGCAGAUCUCCUAUUUAAUUA